GGAAAAACAGAAAUUUCACGCUGCAAGCACGGAAGUCUCGUCAGUCCACGGCGACGAGUCUCGUUCCAUCGCUUCCGGCAAAGCUUCAUAACUAGUCCAACGUUCUCCGGUCAGAGAAUCCGGACUCCGAUGAAAGACUCCCCACCCAACAACAUCCACCUUUUGCUCUUCCUCUCGACCCCUUCCGAUGACACCAUGGCAUCGAAUCUACCAAUGCCUUCCCAUGUCCUCCCGAAACUUCCCCAAGUCCUCUUCCUUUCCGCCCUUUUCACUACCGUCUACGCCCCCUGCUGGGCCAGCGAGAACAUCUGGUACGAGUGCUCCACCGACUCCAACUACACCAUGAACAGCACCUACCACUCCAACCUCAACCUCCUCCUCCCCUCCCUCUCCUCUGCCACCCUCUCCACCGGCUUCGCCACCCUGUCCAAGGGCCAGGCCCCCGACCAAGUCUUCGGCCUCGCCCUCUGCCGUGGCGACGUCUCCCAAGACGAGUGCCAAUCUUGCCUCUCCAGCGCCGACCAAGACCUCCUCCAGCUCUGCCCCUCGGGGAAGUCCGCGGCCAUUUGGCCCGAUAAAUGCUUCCUCCGCUACUCCAACCGCAGCUUCUCCUCCUCCUCAUCCGAUGACAUCUCAUUCAGAGAGAUCAUCUACGAUUUGGGGAACGUGUCGGAACCGACGAGGUUCGAGCACUUGGUGAGCGAGCUAUUCAACAACUUGACGGAGCGGGCGGCGUACCAUUCGGCGCUCAUGUUCGCAACCGGGGAGGCAAAAUUCAUGACCUCGACGACGCUGUACGGGCUGGUGCAGUGCAUGAGAAAUCAGUCGGGGGACGAAUGCUAUGGGUGCCUGACGGUGUCGGCUGGAAAUAUACCAAAUACUUGUUGGGGGAAGCAAGGAGCGGCGGUCUUGGGAUACAAUUGCUUGAUGAGGUUUGACAUCAACCCUUUCUACAACGAGUCUGUUGGGGCGCCACCGCCACCUCCACCGGAUGAUACGGUCUCUCCGCCCCCGAAGGGCGGCACUCCACCAGGAAAGGACAGGGGUAACAGGAGAUUUUGUUACCAUUUAUUCUUUUGAUAGGAGAGCUUAUAGUAUUCUUCCAGGGUAACUUGCUGCUAUAAUUCCAUCAAAUGAAGCUGGCUGUCUCCCCUGAGAUGCACUAAGAUUACAGGGAUUCAGCUGAUAACACAUCUCCCGAAUUACAAGUGUCCAUCACAAUGAUAGCAGCAUACUGCCCUGGUUCCACCGCCUAAACCUCACCACAUAUUGUGGUGGCAUCACAGGAGAAAUGAGUUGGAUAUCAUCUGAUUGACCCCGCGAUUUCCCAUAACAAAACUCUCAAAAUUUUAUUCAUCAUUCUGAAGACCAGUUGCAUUUUAGGACUAAUGAAGCA
Molecule: messenger RNA, 1396 nt
Organism: Elaeis guineensis (African oil palm)
Lineage: Eukaryota; Viridiplantae; Streptophyta; Magnoliopsida; Arecales; Arecaceae
Source: RefSeq, a predicted model, not a curated record